AUGCGUAGCUCAAUUCUCCCUGCUCUUGCCGCCAUGGCUGUCACCGCCGAAGCAGCAAAGGCAUACAUCCCCUCCGUCUGGAACAACACCGCCCCGGCCAUCCACACCCAGCUCGUCCAGGCCAAGAAUGGCUUCUUCGAGGUCGGCGGAGUCGCAGAUGGCAUUUGCCAGGAUUACAACCCAGGCUGCCCUUCCGCCAACAGCACCAUCAUCUCUGGACCCGUCUCAAGCAAAUACGACGGUAACAAGACCACAGACUUCUGGCUCGGCAUCACCGACCCCAAAGGCCAGCAAAUCUACGUCUACGAUCAAAAGUUGAUGUACACUCUUCCCCGUACCAAUGUCGUAUCCGGCCCUGAAGGAAACGCCAUCAACGGUCCUUUCUCUGUUGACUACGACGACCUUGCUCAAGGCACCGUCCUCCGCUUCCAGGGCAAUGACUGGGCCGCUUGCAAGACUUUCAACGUCAGACAGGGUAUUCGCACCAUCGUCCAGCCUUUGGUUUAUGGAAGUUCACUCUGGGAAAAUGCCUUCGGCUGGGAAUGCACACCUUUCAAGAUGACGCUUGAGGAGACCGACGCACCCGCCGUUGACCAUUAUCGUCGUGAUUGCCCUUUCCAGUGGUUGAACACCUCCCCAGAACUCUGUAUGGGUCAGACUUGGGGUCUUGUCAACGCUGAUGGAAGUUGUGUCGCCCCUGCCUAA
This is a messenger RNA of Aureobasidium pullulans EXF-150, 705 nucleotides long. RefSeq lists its product as uncharacterized. NCBI's taxonomy places the organism in Eukaryota, Fungi, Ascomycota, Dothideomycetes, Dothideales, Saccotheciaceae. The coding region runs from base 1 to 705 and encodes 234 amino acids. The record is from RefSeq and is a predicted model, not a curated record. The transcript has a single exon.